UUCUCUCCUCGUCCAAAGACUCCAAGCUUCUGUGACCUCUGUUCUGCUGCCGCCUCUGGUCCACAUCUCUCUACGCCGCCGCCCCGCCGUCCACCGAUACCGCAGCGCUGGGAAGGAUCACGGGGGAGCGGAGCGAGGCGGGGGACCCGCGGUUUUGUCGCCCGGAUGGCGGCGGAGCGAUGACACUGGCGGCGGGUGCGGCGCGGCGUUGGGAUGCGGACGAUCUGCGAUGUGUGCGAGAGCGCACCGGCGGUGCUCUUCUGUGCGGCCGACGAGGCUGCGCUUUGCCGGCCUUGCGACGAGAAGGUACACAUGUGCAACAAGCUUGCUAGUCGGCAUGUGAGAGUUGGGCUUGCAGACCCUAAUAAACUGGCACGUUGUGAUAUAUGCGAGAAUUCACCUGCUUUCUUCUACUGUGAGAUAGAUGGCACCUCACUUUGCCUGAGCUGUGAUAUGACUGUUCAUGUUGGUGGCAAAAGAACCCAUGGUAGAUACCUGCUCCUAAGGCAAAGGGUUGAAUUUCCAGGAGAUAAACCGGGCCAUAUGGAUGACGUGCCUAUGGAGAUCAAAGAUCCUGAAAACCAGAGAGAGCAAAACACGCCCAAGGAGCAAAUGGCAAACCACCAUAACGUCAAUGAUCCAGUCUCUGAUGGCAAUUGCGAUGGCCAGGGUAACAUUGAUUCGAAAAUGAUCGAUCUUAAUAUGCGCCCGGCUCGUACUCAUGGGCAAGGAUCAAAUUCCCAGACUCAGGGGGUGGAUCUUAGUGUGAACAACCAUGACUCUCCAGGGGUGGUGCCAACAAGUAAUUCCGAAAGAGACGCCAUCAAGUAAACAUUGGAAGAUUGGAAUGUACAUUUCAACUACAUAUUCUGUUCUAUAGGAGCUCCUGGGGGCAGAAAUGGGGUUAUUCAGUGGUCUCUCUGUUAUCACUAGUAAGCGUAUUUCUGGCAGAGUUGGAGCUAAUAACUGCAUCUCAAUUCGGCUUGUCGUGCCCUAGACGGUAUUGCUGUCCAAUUGCAUUCUCUUUGCGAUUGUUAGAACUCUGUAUAGAAGCGCAGCGGCUGCCGCCUGUGCUCUGGAGCCGGAGUAUUGUGUGCCAUUAGAAACUGUACAAAAGAUUAAUAGACCGCUCAUUUUUCUCUGGU
This is a messenger RNA of Zea mays, 1145 nucleotides long. RefSeq lists its product as uncharacterized. The transcript has 5 exons. Gene Ontology annotation, cellular component: nucleus. The record is from RefSeq and is marked validated. Gene Ontology annotation, biological process: photomorphogenesis; regulation of DNA-templated transcription. Gene Ontology annotation, molecular function: zinc ion binding. Lineage: Eukaryota; Viridiplantae; Streptophyta; Magnoliopsida; Poales; Poaceae. The coding region runs from base 214 to 831 and encodes 205 amino acids.